This is a messenger RNA of Hyaloscypha bicolor E, 2230 nucleotides long. RefSeq lists its product as uncharacterized. Lineage: Eukaryota; Fungi; Ascomycota; Leotiomycetes; Helotiales; Hyaloscyphaceae. The record is from RefSeq and is a predicted model, not a curated record. Bases 245 to 2230 code for a protein of 661 amino acids. The transcript is spliced from 5 exons.
UGCCUCCAUUCUGUCCUGCCAUCUACUUUCCAGUGUUUCCACAAUUCCUUUGAUAUAUCUCAUUUUCGAAGUCCUCGGCAUUACUUUACUGUAAUACGGAAGUGUUCAAUAUGGCUCAGCCUUGUUUCUCGAACCCCAAUCAUCCUCUGGAGCCUGCGGGCGACCAUCUCCACCAACCAUAUCCCAUCCCCUGUUUGUCUACCGCCACAAUUAGGUCCAUUCUAAGUACAACGUAUGGCAAACUAUGUCGACUCAUACGCGAACAGGGCAGGUCCUGCUCGAAAACGAUGGUUUGCUUGAUAUAACCAUUGGCAAGCUGCUUGGCCAAGGAUUAGGCUACAAUGACUGGAAGCGAGAAUUCGAGAGCUGGGAAGGCUUUACGUGGUCUGAGACCUUUAAGAACAUAAUCAUCAAAAAAGAGUUCAGUUUUUUCAGAAAAGAGAUCCUGCGCUUGCAGUCUGAGCCAAACACGGCUCGUGGGCCUAAGUCGAAGACGAACUCGCUUGAGAGUAUUCUCAAACGACUACAGGGCUUAGAGUGGGCCAAAGGAGUACCCAACGAAAUGGAGCAGAAGAAACGAGAUGGUCGGCUUCUUGGAAAAGACGCCAAGGCCCGCUGUCUUCAGUACCACGUCUCACGUUGGAAAGCUGAGGCUGUUUCAACAACCGAACUGUCAUCCACCUGCCCUAUAGGCAUUGAGAAUCCUAAAGCGAUGCCGAAUACAAUGGAGACCGAGACCAUUUCCCCAAAGCUGACGCAUAAAUCUAGGUCCGUCGUCUCAGCAACAAGAAAUACAACAGCGGUACACUCUUCGAACAAUGACAUAUUUCCUGGUGGCGACUCUUUUCUUUUUGAGAAGCCAUUACACAUUUCAGAGUCUGACAUCUCGUCAAUAUUCGGGCACAAGGCACCACUUCCAGACUUUGACCCAAUCAUUUCUAGAGACUACGAAAUACCGUGGGUGCCACACACUUCUAGUCAAGUGAUUGAAGCCCCCGGGAAAGAUAUCACACUUGACGAUUUCUUUAAUUUUGCCGAGCAGAAUCCGUAUUUUCCGAUCGAGCUUCCUUCCGAAGAGCCCUCCUUUGAGAUCCCACGUAGAAGUGGAUUCAAUGAUUCCUACAUGACCUAUAUUUCUCAAGCCAGCCGAGACUCGAAGACGCAAAGAUCAAUGCUUGACGAAAUACUUGACUCAUAUGGAUCUCGACCUGGUAAGGGUACUUGGUCGGCAUGUUUAGAUCAAAAAGACACGCCUAUUUCAGGGAAUUUACCGUUCGAGCAGCAACAGACCGGCUCGGGCACUGCCGCUUUCUCUCAGAGUGAUGCAGACACCGGCAACACCUCUCAUAUGAUUGACACCAAAGCGCUAGGUUUUGGAACUACUUCUUCGGAUAAUUCUCAAGCAGAAGAUCGCGAGGCAAAUAUGUACCUGCCUCGAGACCAAAAUGAGCCUGCUACCUUAGCCCCAAACGUGGAAAGAACGGCCGCACAGCCUUUCUAUGUCAAUGAGCAACCCGACGGCGCAGCCCUCGGUCCCCAGAAUGAUUCAUCAUAUCAUAUUGAAGUAUUAUUACGGGGAAAAACAGACGAAUUGGCGGCUGCAGAGAAUACAGUCUCUAAACUUUUGGUCGAGAUCAAGAUGUUGGAAGAAUCACUUGCUAGUCGAGGGGAUCAAAACCUCGAAGCUACUCCCAAGUCAAAUAACUGCCAUAAGCGCGGCACCGAUGAAACCCUUCGCGGCGCAAAAAGGCUAAAAGGAAAAGGAACUGCUCUUGGCUUCGACUCACAAGUCUCCAAAAACCCCAGUGCUAAUGGGGAAGAAACACUAUGCCCGACUGGUGGUUCGCUAUCCACAUCGAACGGACCUUUGCCGCUUGGAAGAGCCCACCACCCAUUCAGCCAAUAUAAUGAGAUAGUCUCAGGCUACACUGCGAUCCAUGCUAUCAGCAACUCCGAAGCUCCAACGCCAUGUCUUGCCGAGGCAGUGCAAGACGUUGGACAACCCUUAUCACGCACAUUCAACAAUACAAACCCACGCGUAGACUUGCACGCCGAGAGAAGUACCACCGCUCAAUCCUCGCUGAAGUACACGCCGUGGUCGCAACUUUUGACUGAAAGCACAAACGCAUUCUCGAGUGAUUCUCGAUAUACUUCUCUUGACAUCGGUUUCUCUAAGUGCAGGGGUUCUUCUAAGGACGGUUUUGAAGAGAGUAUAGCGUGGGUAGCUUGA